Molecule: messenger RNA, 1371 nt
Organism: Hibiscus syriacus
Lineage: Eukaryota; Viridiplantae; Streptophyta; Magnoliopsida; Malvales; Malvaceae
Exons: 4
Coding region: 236-1168 (310 amino acids)
Source: RefSeq, a predicted model, not a curated record
CUUACUCCGCCACCUUCCUUUUAUUCCUUUGCUUUCAGUAAUGGAAAAUUAACAGCAAAAAGAGAGGAGAGGAAAUAUCCAGUGUUAUUUACCGAUAAUACCAGAGCAGAAAACACACGCGCAUAUCUAAGAAGCUUUUAGUUGGCAUCUUAGAGCUGAUCAGCGAUUGAUUUCCAACAACUUUUUUCUCUAUAUCUACCCAUGUUAUUGUAAGAUUAUUCUGCAAAUUGUGUCAAUGGCGUCUGAACCUUUUUAUGAAAGAAGCCUCCAAUCACAUACUUCUUACAUGGAGGAUGUUCUGUCGAAUACCAACUGGGAUGAUUUGAUUUGUCCAAUAUGUUUGGAUGUUCCCCACAACUGUGUGCUCCUCCAAUGUCCAUCUUACGGGAAAGGUUGCCAUCCUUUUGUUUGUGACACAAACCACUUGCAUUCAAAUUGUUUGGAUCGAUUCAAAAAUGCAAACGGGGUGUCACCCCCUUCAACAUCUGAUACAAUUCCUACAACAAGCAUUCAGCUAACAGCAUUUGAAGACAACUGCAAGCCAUCUUGCCCCUUAUGUAGAGGGGAAGUCAUUGGAUGGUUUGUUGUUGAUGAGGCUCGUCUACUUCUAGAUGAGAAGAAACGUUUUUGUGAGGAGGAGCACUGCACAUUUACUGGAACCUACUCUGAAUUACAGAAACAUGCUCAGUUAGAGCAUCCUCAUGCACAUCCUUCGAGAAUUGAUCCUGCUCGGCAGUUUGAUUGGGAAAAUCUUCAGCAGUCCUCUGAGAUAAUAGAUGUUAUGAGCACUAUACAUUCAGAAGUCCCACGUGGGGUGGUUCUUGGGGACUAUGUAAUUGAAUAUGGUGAAGAUGAAUCUGGAGAUGAUUUUGAUGACUUCCCUGGUGAGGGAAACUGGUGGACCUCUUGUAUUUUAUAUCAGGUGUUUGAUAACUUGAGGAUUUCUAGAAAUAGAAGGAGAUCGAGAGUCACUGAUGCUAGAAGGGGAAACCGCCUCUCUAGUUAUGCUUCAUCAAAUUCUGAUGAGGGUUCCGUGACUUCUGGAGAAUAUGCAGAGUAUAGAAUAGAUGAGACUGAUGAUGAGUUUGUGAGCACAAGUGCUCCCUCCCGAAGUAGCUUUGGCUAUCGGAGUUCACGAAGGCGCCGGUCCCGCUUUUAUGACAAUUAGGGUGUUCCGUAGAAGCGGUGGCACGGAUUGAGCGUGUGGAGGUGGACUCUUGGCGCAGGGUAGCAGAUAGUUUUAGAUUAUGAAACAUGUAAAAAGAAUAUAUGUGAUUGGAACUUAUUAUGUUUGUGAUGAGAUGUUGUGGUUGGAUUUGAAUCUCAUGUUUAUCAAAGAAAUGGAAUAUAAAGUUGAAUUAUUCGUAUAUA